Messenger RNA from Glycine soja, 1704 nucleotides. RefSeq names its product E3 ubiquitin-protein ligase RDUF1-like. Gene Ontology annotation, biological process: protein ubiquitination. The record is from RefSeq and is a predicted model, not a curated record. Gene Ontology annotation, cellular component: cytoplasm. Bases 184 to 1122 code for a protein of 312 amino acids. NCBI's taxonomy places the organism in Eukaryota, Viridiplantae, Streptophyta, Magnoliopsida, Fabales, Fabaceae. Gene Ontology annotation, molecular function: ubiquitin protein ligase activity. The transcript has a single exon.
ACCCGUACUCUCUCUGUUUCUAAACCCCCUCACCAAUUCUCGCACUCGAGAAUUUUUCCGGAAAAUCUCACCCUCAUUUCUCAGCCAAGAGAAAGACCAACAAAAAAAACAUUCGAAUUCCUUCUUAAUUCUUUCCCGAUUCGAAGGAUAGAGAAAGAGAAAAGAAAAGAAAAAAAAAAGUUAAUGGCAUCACUGGGAUCUCCGUCUUCAUCAUUCUGGUGCUACCGCUGCAACCGCAUCGUUAGGGUUCCACAAAACGACGCCGUUCUCCUCUGCCCAGAUUGCAACUCCGGCUUCCUAGAAGAGCUACAAACCCCUCCCCACUCGCGCCGAUCCACGCGCGGCGGCGGCGGGUCCCCCUUCAACCCGGUAAUCGUCCUCCGCAACGCGAACGACGUCGUCUCGCCCGAAACGCGGAACUUCGAACUCUACUACAACGACGCCGUUUCAGGUUCCUCCGGCCCAAGCACUCUCCGCCCCUUACCGCAAGGAGUAACCGAGUUUCUUUUGGGCUCGGGCUUCGACAAUUUACUCGACCAGCUCGACGGCGCCGCGGGGGGCAGCGCUCCGCCUCCCCCCGCGGCGGCGUCGAAAGCGGCGAUUGAGUCGAUGCCGGUGGUUAAGAUCCUCGCGAGCCACACCUACGCAGAAUCCCACUGCGCGGUUUGCAUGGAGAAUUUUGAGAUCAACUGCGACGCACGUGAGAUGCCGUGCGGGCACGUGUACCACUCAGAGUGCAUCGUGCCGUGGCUCUCGGUGAGAAACUCGUGCCCCGUGUGCCGCCACGAGGUUCCUUCCGAUGAAGUUGAAGAAAGUAAUAGUAAUAGUAACAAUAAUACUGUGGGGUUGACUAUUUGGAGACUUCCUGGGGGGGGAUUCGCUGUGGGCAGGUUCAUCGGAGGGAGGGAGCUCCCGCUGGUUUACACGGAGAUGGACGGAGGGUUUAACGGCGCUAACGGCGCUCCCAGAAGAGUCGCUUGGGAUAGCUCUGUUGGGAGGUCUAGGGAGAGCAGAGGGUUCGGUUCUGCUCUGAGGAAUGUCUUUUCGUAUUUCGGGAGGGUGAGGAGCUCGUUUUCUCGCCGAACGAGAAAUUCGCGUGCCAACGGAAGAUCUCGCUCUUAAAAAAAAAACACUGCAAUUUCCACCGUAACCUCAAGGUUUUUGAGGUCACUGACUCUGUAAAGCGGUCUCGCAAUCGGCGUCACCACAUUGGUCGCGUUUUGUCAUAUCAAAGACUCGGCCGGGACGAGACCCCGCAAUAAGGUUUUGAAAAAAACGUGAUUGCAAUUGCGGUCGCAUCAGCUGCUUCUGUCUGCAAUUUUUUCUGUAGUAUCGGAAACAAUCACGAUACUGCAACCCCGACCACAGUGGGAUUUUCAAUUUUUUGUGAUGUUUUUAGUUUACUGAGUAUUCGUUUGAAUUUUUAGGGGAAUUGCGAUUUUUUUUUUUUUUGUAAUGUUUUUAGUCUGUUAAGUAUUCGAUUGGAUUCUGAUACUGUAAAUAACUAUAACUGAUAAAACGGUUUCUGGAAAUUGCUGAAUGGCGGUUUUGGAUUGGCACAGGGUUUUGGGAACUGGAUAAGAGCAUUCAGGCAGUUGUGAAUUAGUGCUGUUGGAUAAGGAUCAGACGGUUUAAACUUCUGAUAUGUAUUUUUAUAAUUGAUAAUUUAUUUAUGAGAUAAAAAUAUGAUUUGUAUUUCCUGAA